CCCCUAAGAAGGUACUGAAACCUGAGGGCCCUGUGAGGAUCAGAGCAGUUUGUGAUGGAGCCUUCGCCCCUUGAGCUACCAGUUGAUGCAGUGCGGCGCAUCACAGCUGAACUCAAAUGCCACCCAACAGAUGAGAGGGUUGCUCUUCGCCUGGAUGAGGAAGAUAAACUGAAGCAUUUUAGGGACUGUUUUUAUAUCCCAAAAAUGCGAGAUCUGCCAUCAAUUGAUCCAUCUUUAGUGAAUAAGGAUGAAAAUGCCAUCUAUUUAUUGGGAAAUUCCCUUGGCCUUCAACCAAAGAUGGUUAAGACAUACCUGGAAGAAGAGCUAGAUAAGUGGGCCAAAAUGGGAGCCUAUGGUCAUGAUGUAGGGAAACGUCCUUGGAUUAUAGGGGAUUUGAGUAUUGUAGGCCUUAUGAAGGACAUUGUAGGAGCCCAUGAAAAAGAAAUAGUUCUAAUGAAUGCUUUGACUAUUAAUUUACAUCUUCUACUGUUAUCAUUCUUUAAGCCUACACCAAAGCGGCACAAGAUUCUUCUAGAAGCCAAAGCCUUUCCUUCUGAUCAUUAUGCUAUUGAAUCACAGAUUCAACUUCAUGGACUUGAUGUUGAGAAAAGUAUGCGGAUGAUAAAGCCAAGACAGGGGGAAGAGACCUUACGGAUGGAGGACAUACUGAAAGUAAUUGAGGAGGAAGGAGACUCGAUUGCAGUGAUCCUGUUCAGUGGCGUGCAGUUUUAUACUGGACAGCUCUUCGACAUGCCUGCCAUUACAAAAGCUGGACAAGCAAAGGGCUGUUUUGUUGGCUUUGAUCUAGCACAUGCAGUUGGGAACGUGGAACUCCACUUACAUGACUGGGGUGUUGACUUCGCUUGCUGGUGUUCCUACAAGUAUUUAAAUUCAGGAGCUGGAGGUCUGGCUGGUGCCUUCGUCCAUGAGAAGCAUGCUCAUUCGAUCAAGCCUGCGUUAGUGGGAUGGUUUGGCCAUGAACUCAGUACAAGAUUUAAGAUGGAUAACAAACUGCAGUUAAUCCCUGGGGCCAAUGGAUUCCGAAUUUCCAACCCUCCCAUUUUGUUGGUCUGUUCCUUGCAUGCUAGUUUAGAGCUCUUUCAGCAAGCAACUAUGACAGCACUGAGGAGAAAAUCCAUUCUACUGACAGGCUAUUUGGAAUACAUGCUCAAACAAUACCACAGCAAAGAGAACUUAGGAAACAAGAGACCACUUGUGAACAUCAUCACUCCAUCCAGAGCAGAGGACCGAGGCUGCCAGUUAACACUGACAUUUUCUGUUUCCAGGAAAGGUGUUUUUGAGGAACUAGAAAAAAGAGGAGUCGUUUGUGACAAGCGAGAACCAGAUGGCAUCCGUGUAGCCCCUGUUCCUCUCUAUAAUUCUUUCCAUGAUGUUUAUAAAUUCGUCAGACUGCUCACCACUAUUCUUGACUCUACAGAAGCCAGUCAUGUUUUAUAGAACUGGAGCAAAUCUCAUUUCACUAUUAUUGAAUUUUAGUCAAUAAACAGUAUCUAGAAAUUGA
This is a messenger RNA of Phodopus roborovskii (desert hamster), 1522 nucleotides long. It is a transcript of the gene Kynu, whose product is annotated as kynureninase. Gene Ontology annotation, biological process: NAD+ biosynthetic process. NCBI's taxonomy places the organism in Eukaryota, Metazoa, Chordata, Mammalia, Rodentia, Cricetidae. Gene Ontology annotation, cellular component: cytoplasm. Gene Ontology annotation, molecular function: pyridoxal phosphate binding; kynureninase activity. The record is from RefSeq and is a predicted model, not a curated record. The transcript has 14 exons. Bases 55 to 1458 code for a protein of 467 amino acids.